Molecule: messenger RNA, 6163 nt
Organism: Epinephelus moara (kelp grouper)
Lineage: Eukaryota; Metazoa; Chordata; Actinopteri; Perciformes; Serranidae
Gene: mrtfbb
Product: myocardin related transcription factor Bb
Exons: 14
Coding region: 130-2958 (942 amino acids)
Biological process (GO): smooth muscle cell differentiation
Source: RefSeq, a predicted model, not a curated record
UCUCCACUGAGGCCAGCACAGAGCCAGAGAGGAGGGACUGUUUGCAGCUCUGAGAGCCAGCUGUCGUUCGCUCAGAGCUGCGUCUAUUCUCUCCCUGACUCCCUCGUUCUCCACUGGCCUCAUCACUCCAUGGGACUCCAGACCUGGCCGCCAAGCAAACCACCUCUGUCCUCUAUGGCCUGCCUUGAUGUGGAGACCCCUUCCAUCUGCAGGGGUAAAUUCAAAUCAGUCCUCCAGCUCUGUCUGCAGCAGAGAAGAAGUCGGGAGCAGCUUGUGGAGCAAGGCAUCAUGCCGCCCCUGAAAACGCCUGCUGCCUUUCAUGAGCAGAUCCGCAGCCUGGAGAGAGCCAGGACUGGGAGCUUCUUAAAGCACAAACUCUGCAGCAGGCCUGAGCGCUCUGAGCUCGUCCGUAUGCACAUCCUACAAGAGACGCAGGCCGAACCCUCCCUGCAGGCCACACAGAUGAAGCUGAAGAGGGCCAGACUGGCUGAUGAUCUCAAUGAGAAGAUCUCCCAGCGGCCUGGACCCAUGGAGCUGGUGGAGAAGAACAUCCUGCCUGUGGACUCUGUUGUAAAAGAAGACAAUGAUGGUGAAGAGUCAAAACGCUCUAAGCCUCCAGAUAUUUACAACUUCGAUGAAGACAGCAGUGAUGUCUUAUCACCACAACAGCCUGCCAGCCAACAAUCUCCCAGCUCUACCUCCGCCUCUCCAAGGGAGUCUGGAGCGACUGAGACCACUUCUACUUCUUCUAACUUAAACUCCCCCAUACAGCACUCCCCAACACCUAACACACAGUCCACAUCAGACGUGGUCAGCCUCAUCUGUGAGCAACAAAGCAAGCAACAAGCAUCUACACCUCAGCCAGUCACCACUGUUGUCCCCAGUGUCACACUGGGGCCACUUCUGGUGAAGCAAAGCCUGCCCAAGCCAGCCGGCGAUAAAAGCCGCAGCAAAAAGAGCAAAGAGCCCAAACCACGGGUGAAAAAGUUAAAGUACCAUCAGUACAUCCCCCCGGACCAAAAGCAGGAGCUCAAUGAAGUGCUGAUGGACUCGGCUUACGCUCGCCUCCUGCAGCAGCAGCAGCAGUUCCUGCAGCUUCAGAUCCUAAAUCAGCAGCAGCAGCAGUACAGCUACCAGGCCGUCCUGCCCGCCACACUCAAACCAACAACUGAGGUACAAACCAGCUGUUCCACUGUUGUUCUAAAUGGAAACACUGCGUCUGCUCCUGUGCAGGCCCGGCACACUCAGACGAACCGCAAGCCGGAUCAUUUACCAGCUAAUCUGGAUGAGAUGAAGGUUGCCGAGCUGAAGAUGGAACUAAAACUCAGAUCUUUGCCUGUUUCUGGGACUAAGACAGAUCUGAUAGAGAGGCUGAAGCUGUAUCAGGAGAACUCUAACAUCCAGACUAUUGAAGCAACAGCCGCCACAGCAGCCUCACAGUCAGAAAACACAAAGUUAACACCUCCUGUGUCCCCUAUCGCCUCCAAAGUGUCCAGUCUGGGCAUAGAGGAUAGCAGUAUGGCGGACAGUCCCACCAAGCAUUCAGAUGCUCUGUCUCCAACUCACACUGCUCCCUGUGUGAACUCACCACAGAGAGCUCCACAGGAGGAGUGUCCCACUGAAACAAGGUCCUAUGCGAAGGACUCUGAGAAGGACAAGCGUCUCCACGAGAAGGAGCGUCAGAUCAAGGAGCUAAUGAGGAAGCUGGAGCAGGAGCAGAAGCUGGUGGAGGAGCUGAAGAUGCAGCUGGAGGUGGAGAAGAGGAGCCAGCAAGGAGAUUCUCCACCUCAGCUCAGCCCUCUUGCUCCCAUCCAGGUCAAAGAGGAAAAUCGGACCUCACCGACCUGCUCAGCGUCCUGUAGCUCUCCCAGUCUGCCAGUGUUGAUCAAACAAGAGGAGGUGGCAGAUCAGUGCCAUUUGGCUGCUCACAAUCAGUUCAUCAUCAGCCACCAGGCUAUCAAGCAGCCCGAAAGCCUGCAGCCAGUCCAGGCUGGAGCUCAGAUCCUCCUGCCUGCAUCCUGUCCUGCCUCAGCAGUCACUAUCCAGCUCCCUGCCAACAGCAUUAAAUUACACACUACUGUUAGCAGCGCAGCCCCAGGCCUCAUCCAGACCUCUGGACAGGUGCCACAGAAAAUAGAGGCCUCAGCAGCAUUACAACAGCAAUGCAGCAAUCAGACUCAGCCUCCGACAAAGACUUGGAGGAUGGGCAGCACAGCACAAAGCUUACUCAACACAUUCCCAGUGAGUGGAUGUCCUGCGGGAGCCUCCUCUAGCCAAGCCAGUCCUAAAGAUCCUGCAACUAAGUCUCCCUGUACCAGCCAGCCAAGUUUGAUCUUGCCAAAAUUCACAAACCACGUGUCAAAGUGUAAAGACCCGCCCCGCUAUGAGGAUGCAGUUAAACAGACACGCAGCAUGCUAACAGCUGUUCAGGGGCCCACUGCAGCCAGCCAGCAGAUGGACGACUUGUUUGAUGUGUUAAUUGAGAGCGGUGAGAUCUCCCCGUUCAUCAGACAGGAUCCUCCCAGCCUAGACAAGCCUCUCCCUGUGACAGCCAGUGUAACCACCCUUCCCAUCAACACAGUGUUAUCCCGCCCUCCACCCGUGGUCCAAGUGGCCCAGCCGCCCUCGGCGCAGCUCAACCCCUCGGCCAGCCUGGCGGCCCUGACCUCCGACGCCCAGCUGGAAACCCUCCUGGGCGCUCAAACCGAGCCGCAGAGCUCGCUUAAGCUGAUGGAGGAGCUACACUCACCUGUGGAUACCAUGGAGGUGGACUUUAAUAAAAGCACAUCACCCUCUGCUUUGAACUUGCACAGCUCCAAUAUGGACAAUAUGGAUUGGCUGGACUUUACACUGUCUGUGCCAGCAGAGGGGGCCAACCCUUUGGACAUGUCAACGCCAGUGGGCGUCUUCUCCUCUGACUUCCUGGACUCACAUGAACUGCACUUGAACUGGGUCUGACUGAUGUCAAGGAGAAUUCUUACACCCAUCAGACAGUUUCAGAUAUUUUUUUUUUUUUUACGCAAAGGACAAAAGCUUUUGUUUCCUGUAUGGAAAAAAGAGCUUUCAGAGGUUGGGGCAGCUCUGCUUUGCAUUCUGGUCGUAUACAUCAGCUCAGUAAUAAUCUAAUUGUGCUGCAUCAGUUUGGAAAUUCCUGCGUUGCUCUUUUUGAGGUCUCUGAUUGUAGACUGGCAUAAAGUAUGACUGGUACUGGCAGACUGAGCUGACAGUGGAAGUAGCUUUAAAAUUUCAAUCUUAAAUUAUGCCACAGAUUUGUUAUCAAUCUGUUCUCAUGUUAUUGCUUUCUCUUUGUCGUCUGAUCAUAAUGAAUGUACAGUGUUACGUCGUCUGACAUAAUAACUGAAGGAGCAGGAAUCAGUCCUAAUGCUGGUUCAAUAACUAACAGACGAACGCUGCAUGUAGCUGGGGGCUGCCAUGUCAUGUAGUUCACUUCACUCUUGUCUUGGAAUGAUAACCUCUAUCACAACACAUUGUAAACACACAUGUUCCAUGUGUAUAUGUUGAUUGUGAAGCAUACGCCAGAUGUACCACUGCACACGCUGACCAAACCAGCAUGACCAACCAAGUAUUUACUGCUUCUGAAUGUCCAGUGUGCAUCUGUACAUUGUGUAAAAUAUACUGCACAUGCUUUUUUGUACAGCCAAUAGUCCUACGAGCUUAAAAGGUAGAACCCUUACGACCACUUAUGAGCAAUUUACCAGGCCCUGUAAAGACUGUAUCUAAAUCAAUCAUGAUAAAAUGUUCUUGCGACAUCAUUCUUUGACUCUUAAAGGGUUUGAAAUGACUUAAUUGAGUUAAGGUCAACUCGGUUUUUGUUUAGGUAGUUUAUUAUUAAGUGUAGAAAUGGCAGGACAUACCAGACAGUAAUCUCUGUGUGCAGCAUCACAAUGCAACAACAUACAUGCAGUACAGACACAUCUUACAGAAUGAACAACUUCUCAUUUUAGUUAUUCAAUCACCUCACAUAGAAAUAAGAAUACAUUGCAGUCGAUUUGUACUGUAGUGACAUCUGCUGGCCACAUCUGAAUCUAAUCAGCUCGAGCAAGCAAAGUCUCCUGUCUGAAUGUUUUUUACUUAUUUCUUUUUUAUCAUAGCAAAUGGCAAAAGAUGACUUCUGGUAUGAAGAAAAUAGCAUUUGGUGUCAAAGUAGCCAUUUUACACAACAUGAUGCACCACAACAGGAUAGUUUGUGGGCAGUGGGUUGUGUGUGUUUGAGCAUAAAGGUCGCUACUAUUAAGAAUUCACUGUCUGGCUCUGCAGGUUAUCCAGUGCAGACAAACUCAUCUGAAUGUUGAGGGAUUUUUUGUGAAAAGGACUUAAAAGCUUUUUCUUUUCUUUUUUUCCUGUCAGCACAUUCGUGCCUCAUGAGGCAAUCCAAAUGUCAUCCUGUCAGGGGAUUAUGUGCUGGAAUGAGAAAUAUUUUGCCUUUACUAUACUAGUAAAACGAAACAAUUUUGUAUUGAGUAAUCUUUUUUUAAAUAUUAUCUUAACUGGUGUUGUCUUCUAAACCGAAUACCUGCCUCCUCGAGCCCUGACCAUCAAAGCUUUAAAGGUCUCUGGUCAUUCCUGAGACCUACAAGCUGAAUAUUGUUUUUGACACUGUCCCUUCUAACUGACGCUGUCCCCACUAGCUUUAAGACUGUUGUGGUUGAACUUUCUGGUAACACUUUACUUGAAGGUGUCUACAUAAGGGUGACAUGACACUGUCAUGAACUUGUCAUAAACAUUAUGUACAUGUCAUAAACGUUUAUGACUGCUGUCAUUAAAUGUCGUCGCCAGAAGUUGUCUUUGUCAUGACAAGUUGACAUUAGAUUGGUUUGGGAUGUCCUUACUAUGACAACUUGACAUUAACAUAAAGACAUCUUCUGGUAAUGUCAUCCUGGUUAAUGUCAAAUUGUCAUUAUAAGGACAUCCCAAACCAAUUUAAUGUCAGCUUGUCAUGACAAAGACAACUUCUGAUAAUGUCGCUUUGAUUAAUGUCAAGUUGUCAUAAUCAAGACAACCCAAACAAUGUCAACUUGUCAUUACAAAAAACGAAUGACACUUAAUGACAGCAGUCAUAAACGUUUAUGACAUGUACAUAAUGUUCAUGACAGGUCCAUGACCGUGUCACGUCAUAGUUAUGACAGUGUCAUGUCACUCUUAUAUACCUAUGAGUAAAGUGUUACCAACUUUCUCUUAAGAAACCACACCCUGGGAAAACAACCUUUCACUUUCAGUCCCUGUCAGAAAGGGCUGAAGGCAAGGCAGUGCAACAUCUUCAGAAAGCAUUGAGCAUACGACUGGAUCCAUGAGACGAGUGUGAGGGUUUGGGAACAAAUGUUUUGAUAUAGUUUUGCUGUUGUUAAAGGUGGUCACUGUUUACGUCAAUUAAUCAACAUUAUUUGCCAUUUUUUGAGUCUUCGUUCAGCAGAGGCAUGCGAGAAAAACAUUCUCUUUACAAAUUCCAGGUAACACGGCAUGAGUAAUUGAUUUCAGGACUAGUACCUGUUACCAUUAUCCUCCUGGCAGGUCAGUCCAAGUCUCAGUGAAUCUAUGUUUGUCCUGCCGACGGGGAUACAGUAAACUCAUUGAAAACUCUCUCUCAUCUCUCUAACCGUCUGUUUGUUUGUUGCCAGAGUUACAUAAGAAUUCACGCUAUAUGCCGAACUCUCUGCCUAGUUUCUCCUACUUUUUUCACUCAGGCUUCUCCGUGCUGGAUCAUUAGCCAUCCUGGGACUUCUCUCUCUGUCCUGGCCGUUUGUGCCACAUUCCAGAUGUUUUGGAUUGUCUUUAUUCAGCCUCACCUCUUGUCUCUCUUUACCCCAUGUGUGUCCUUGUUUCUCUCUCCCCACUGCUUCUUCCAUUAUUGUCCCCAUUAAAGACUUUUUGGAGGAAGUUUUGCCUUAUUUGAAUCGAGGGUCUAAGGACAGAGGGUGUCAUAAUGUUAUACAUAUUGUAAAGCCCCCUGAAGCAGAUUUGUGAUAUUGGGCUGUAUAGAUAAAAUCGACUUGACUUUGUAUGAGUUUUACACACAGUGUUUUUAUGUUAGUCAUUUUGUAAAUACAGAGAUUAUUUGGGAUUUCACCACAAGCCUAUGACCAACCCCAUUAUGCCAUUUCCCCUUUUGUGCUUCUAAUAAAAACUAUACAUACAAGAAGACUUA